Ascochyta rabiei is the source of this 342-nucleotide messenger RNA. RefSeq lists its product as uncharacterized. The record is from RefSeq and is a predicted model, not a curated record. The transcript has 2 exons. The coding region runs from base 1 to 342 and encodes 113 amino acids. NCBI's taxonomy places the organism in Eukaryota, Fungi, Ascomycota, Dothideomycetes, Pleosporales, Didymellaceae.
AUGACUGGUCUCAAGCAUUUCGAAUUGAAGAAAAUUUCAGACGAUACUACACAGGAUAAUGGUCCCGCAGCCGGCCUGCUCGCUGCUCAUCGAUAUGACCCAAACGCAAAUUGGAUGGUUGUGGCCUGCAACUUUCCUGUUCCUGUACCUUGCUUCGUCAAUACAGCUGGAUUCAGCGAGCCGAUAUUAGCAAUUUGGAGCUCAGAGGCUCUUCAAAAGCUUCGUGAGAACGUGGAGGGCGGUCGUUCGGGUCCGAAUUACGCGAUCAAACAGCUCAAGGGCAAACUCAUCACGCCAGCUGAGGAUGAUUGGAUCCUGAACACGGAUACCCGGGAAGAGUAG